Molecule: messenger RNA, 462 nt
Organism: Letharia columbiana
Lineage: Eukaryota; Fungi; Ascomycota; Lecanoromycetes; Lecanorales; Parmeliaceae
Exons: 2
Coding region: 1-462 (153 amino acids)
Source: RefSeq, a predicted model, not a curated record
AUGGCUACGCUUAUCCUGUACAAAUGCGGCACUUUCUUCUUCAAUUUUCCACAAGCAAUCGCUGCUCUGCGACACGAUCUUCUCAGCACCGCCGAUCUUCAGAAUAUCAUCAUCGACCUUGACUUGGAUAUUAUAUUCUCAUCCCUACACAGCCAAGACGCAACAGAUCUUGUCAAGCAGUUCGCACAGCAAACUAUCACCCUUACUCGAAGAUUUUGUGUAGUCCAGAUUAGGUGUGUCUCCGAGGCGGGCUUCCUACUGGGCGAGAUGGGAGAGGUAAAAGCGCUUACAGAUGCAAUUGGUGAGUUGAAGGGUUUCAGGACUGUCUUGGUGAAAGUUGCGCGUUCGAGGUGGAAGUUGAGGAAGAUGAUGGAGCAUGUUCUUCCGUUUGAUGAGGAGUUGGGGACUCACUGGGAGGGGACCAUGUGCAAGAAGGAGAUAAGGUGGGACGAUGAUCUGUAG